This is a messenger RNA of Strongylocentrotus purpuratus (purple sea urchin), 4054 nucleotides long. RefSeq names its product nucleobindin-2. The transcript is spliced from 14 exons. Bases 142 to 1695 code for a protein of 517 amino acids. Lineage: Eukaryota; Metazoa; Echinodermata; Echinoidea; Camarodonta; Strongylocentrotidae. The record is from RefSeq and is a predicted model, not a curated record. Gene Ontology annotation, cellular component: endoplasmic reticulum-Golgi intermediate compartment; extracellular exosome. Gene Ontology annotation, molecular function: calcium ion binding.
CAAAAGGUAUCGAUAUCAUCAGCUAUCGUCUUUGGUACACGUAUGACAAGUGACGUUCCCAAGCGUUAAGCCAAGGCAAAGCCGACAGACGACUAAUCUAUUCGCAGCUGAUAGUGAUACGUUUGUCCAAGUCACACCACAAUGGGCAUGUUGGAAUGGAAGCUACCGUUGUUACUGCUGCUGAUUGUGCAUGUAGCCCAGCAGGCCCCUGUGGAUCCUAAGCCAGCGGAGGAAGAUCGCGAUCGAGACGAGGGAGAAGGAAUCGCAGGAGAGGAAAUACUCAACAUAGCCGAGGGUGAUGGAAUAGCCGAUCUUGGUCUUGAAUAUGAAGGCUAUCUACGAGAGGUCAUCCAAGUCUUGGAAGCUGACCCAGAGAUGAAAAGCCACAUGGAUGAAAUGGACACAAAUGAUUUACUUACUGGUAAAUUUGGGAAGCAGCUAAACAAUGUUGGUAGUCAUAUCCGAGGCCAACUAGAUGAGCUCAAGAAAAAGGAGAUUCAACGUCUUCGGAUCAUCGCGAGGAAAGCCAUGGAACAACAAGCACUUGGGAAGGCAAAGCCGGCCGAUCAGAAGUUCUUGGACAAUCUCAUCGGUCAUCUUGACCCCUCAUCAAUGGAUGCCUUUAGCCCAGAUGAUAUUACUAAACUCAUACAGAAGGUUUCCACCGAGGCUACAAAAGAUCUGGAGGAGAACGAUCGUGAGAGGAGAAAAGAGUUCAAACGCUACGAGAUGGAGAAGGAACUAAAGAGAAGGAGCGAGAUGAGGAGAAUGAACGAGGAGGAGAGAGCAGAGGCCAUGGAGAAUUAUGAGAAGGAAAGGAAAGAGAUGAAACAGCAUGCUAAACUCAACCAUCCGGGAAGCAAGAAACAGUUAGAGGAGGUUUGGGAGAACACAGAUCAUCUAGACAGGAAAGACUUCAAUCCUAAAACAUUCUUCUAUCUGCACGACUCCAACAGUGAUGGAUUCCUGGAUGAAUUUGAACUUGAGGCUCUCUUCAUUAAAGAGGUGGAAAAAGUCUACAAGGACCAGAAAACGGCUGACGUUCAGGAAAAGUUUGAAGAAUUAUCCCGCAUGAGGGAACAUGUAGUCAAUCAGAUUGAUAACAACAAAGAUAAGAUGGUUAGUUUAGCUGAGUUCAUGGAGGCUGCUUCAGCAUCAGACUUUGAGGAAGAUAGCGAAUGGCAGGAUUUGAAUCAAGAAUCUCAAUUCACGGAGGGGGAUCUAGAGAAGUACCAAGAGGAGUUAAGAAGAACGUUGGAAGAAACUAAAGCCAAGAUGGCCGAAGCGGGGGAUAACUUUGUGAGGGUCAGACAGCCACAAGGCCAACAGGAUGCUGUUAAUAUGAACCAGGCUCAGGCACAACAAAUCAAGGAUGGUUUAUCUGCUGGACUACCAGCUCUAAAAGAAGGAAACGAUAAGAUACGAUUUGAAGGAGACACACAACCAGUAACUAGGCACGAUCCACCAGGCAAUAUAGCAGCAGCAAAUCAACAACCCCCACAACCCCCCGCAGGUCAGCCACAACAACCACCAGCAGGUCAGCCACAACAACCCCCAGCAGGUCAGCCGCAACAGCCACCUGCUAGCCAACCACCACCACCACCUGCUUCAGAUCAGCAACAACAACAGCAACAACAGCAACAACAGCAACAAAAUCAACCCCCACCCCCAAAGCAACCUGCACAACAGCCGUAAGAUAUGAAAUGAUGUUGUUUGUUUUAUCUACCACAUAUAUCUACCACAUGUAGUUGUAAAGAUGCACUAUUUGCUCUGGCAACAUGUGUGUUGUAACGCAACUCUAUGCACUAUCUGGGCAACAGCAGCAACAACAAUAAGAGCAGCAACAAAUUCAACUCCUGUAGAACUGCAAUUGGAUAGUUAAUGAUACUUUUUACUUUUUAAAUGUACUACAAGGAAUUGUAACAUUUUGUAUGGCAACAUAUUCUCUGGUCAACUACUGCGACCAUUGUACAUGUACCAGUUCAGCAACGACAGCAACAAGAGCAGCAACAAAGGGCAAUUGUUUUAUGUACCUCCUGUAUUUGUAGCAAUGCAAUAUGUACUCUAGCAACUUUCCCUGUGGUCAACAACUGUUUGCCCCAUGCACACGUUGCCAAAAUUAUGUAAUCGUAUUUUACCUUGUAAUGCUAAUCAUUUGUAUUAUUGAUCGCAAACUCAUUUUUAAUUGAUUAUUAAUCAACGAAGGUAUGUAUAGGGGUUAGAUAAUUAUGUUAUGUGUUAGGUAUUAGGAAAAUUGAAAGAUAUUAUUUGUAUAUUUAGAACUCGUGUAGAUUCAGCAAUUUUUACGUUUAUUUUAUCGUUUGAAAUGUGCUUAUUCCUCCUUUUACAUGUACCACAAGCAUCAAGCAUCAUAGCGUAAUUUUGGGAAUUCAUUGAUUGAAUGUUUAGGGUUUUGGGGUCAGAAGCUGGGAAUUUUCCAAGAAUUACUCUAUGAUGAAAGGAUUUACGUUUAUGUACAGCCUUUCCAUUGAAGCCAUGUUCAGAAAUGAUGGGUAGAACCGGGGCAUUUUUAUAAUGAUGAUGUAAUUCUUUGUGCAUACUGUACACUUAUCAUUAUCUUAUAACUCAGUGAAUAAGUGCCAGUCCUUUGCCCCUUUUAAUUAUAUGUAGCAAAAACGUGGCGUUUUUAAAAAUGUUGGUUUACCGUAUCAUAUCCGAGCAAGCCUGUGCGCUUGUAAAAAUGAUGCACUGGCUGGAAUGCUCCCCAGGGAGUGGAGAAUGUGCAUACAUUGUGUGCAGGUAAGCCUGAAUCCGAUGACCGGGGUAAUAAUAUGAUUGCAGGACCCUGAGGGAGAACAGUAUGAAUACUGAUGAGGCUACCCUGGGUAAACAAGACAUAUUAUUAUUAUAAGCCUAAGACUGCCAUUUAGUGCUAAGAAAAGCUUUUUAUUAUGAUUACUUACCAUGCAUACCUACUGAGGUUAUUGCAUUAUUGUUUGCAUGUGUCUAGGAGUCAGUGCUACAUGUAUGUAUGUCGCUGUUUAAGGACAUGAAAUGUUGUACCAUGUAUUUUAGUUAAGUAUUUUAAUUGGUGGAAUGUUUUAUUGCUAGGGUUAAUUCAACCGAAAAGUUUUGUCUUUUGCUAGCUAGGUUCUGUUAAUCAGAAAAUUUAUUUCUUGGGAGGAUUCUUUAAACCGGAACACUUGAGGUUCAUUUUUACAUUUUUUCAGACGCUUUGUGGAUCAUUCUUUUGUUAAUAAUGAAAUGAGUAUUACAAUUACCUAACCUUUAAUUCUAUUAUCUAUUCAGUGUUUGUUGAUGUAGAUCUAUGCUAAUCCUGAUUAUUAUAAAAAAAUUAGGUAGUUAAUUUGAUGACAAGGUUUUUGUUACAGUAUUAUCUGUUCAUUGCAUCAUGUUAUAUGAUUAUUGCAAAUUAUCACCUGCCAAAACCUUGCAGUCCUUAAGAAACCUUGACUAACUUACAUUAAUAAUCCUGCAUCAUAGACUAGAGAGGUGUACCAGUGAAAUUCAACAAAAAUAUGUUGUUAAAUCCUUCGCAGAAGGGUUUCUUCAAAAUGAAUGCUCAGAACUACAUUUAUGUGUAAGUUAUCGCCAUAAUCACUAUUACAAUUUGGACUAAAUGUAUUACAUAGAUCCCAGGACAGAAUAGCUUAAAGAUGUUCAUGCAAGGAUAUAUGUCGUUCGUGACGUAGGCAACUUGGCAAUCACUACAGUCAUAACACUGAGCCAACGGGUAUUAUGCUCUCGUACGGAUGCAUAAAGGGACACUAGUACGCACAGGAGCGUAAUACCUGUUGGCUCAGUGUGCUGCCCUCUAUAUACACAUGCUUGAGCAACUUUAACUGUGGAAGAGCAUUUUUCUCAAAAUGUACAUCCACUUGUUUGUCAACCAUUCACGCCCUUUGCAGAGUACAAAGUGAUUUGAUAUGGCGCAGGAAGAAAGGAAAUAUCUACUUUGUCAAAAAUCCUCUUGCGGAUUAACUCAAGGUUUUUCAGUCAAUUUCAAUCAAUUUUAUUCUUGUAUGUUCACUGUUGUAUGAUUUUAAUAAAUGUUCACUGGAAUUAACACGUA